AUGAGUUUCUUUAGGUCCAAAAAGAUGAGAUAUUAUAGUUUAGUAAUUCCAAGAGAAAGUGCCUGGGUUGUGAUGAAUGAAUUAGCAAGAUUAGGAUAAUUGCAUUUUGUAGAUUAUGAUCCACAAUUACCUAUGAUUAAUAGACCCUUUGCUAAUUAUGUUAAAAGAUGUGAUGAUUCACUUUUUAAAUUGAGUUGUCUAGAGCUACUCCUAAAGGAAUUCAAAAAAGAUCUUAAUUAUUGUGAAAACGUAGACGGUUUGCUGGAUCACUUCCAAGAAGUUCAAUACAAUCGAAUGAAGCCAGGUCAUACGUAUUUUGAUGAAUUGGAGUCAGAAAUAGAUCAAAAAAAAAUAUAAAUCCAAGAGUAAUCUGCUAAUUUGCAUAAUAUAUUGGAUAGAGUGAAUGUAAUAACAGAAUAAUAAUUGGUCUUGGAAAAUGCAAAAGAAAUUCUAGGUCAAUCAAUGUUCUAAUAAUAAACACCACAUAAUGCAAAUGAAUAUUAAUAAUUAAAAUUUGGUUAAUUAAUAGGUGUAAUUGAUAAAGAAGAAGAAGUGAGAUUUAAAAGAAUUAUAUUUAGAGUUACUAAAGGCAACGCAUGGGUCUAAAUUAAAGAUUUAAAUAAUGAAUAAAUAGAUAAUUCCAUGAGAAAAUCAUUUCACCUUAAUUAAAAUAAUACAUCUUAACCAAGAUGUCUCUUUGUAAUUGUAUAUCCUGGAGCUGAAGAAUCAGGUUCUUUGAGAAUGAAAUUGAUGAAAGUGUGUGACUCAUUUAAUAGAUAGAGAAUUGAGUAUCCAAACUCGAUGGAUUAAUUGCAAAAAAAAAUGAUAGACUUAACUUAGUAAUUAUAGGAAGCUAAGAAUUUAAUAGAAAUGACAAAGAAAUAAUUGGAGUAAUCAUUAGAUGAUUUGGUUUUGUAGAAAUAGGGAUGUAAUUGCUCUUAUUUUGAAUACAUGCGUUUAUAUGUAUUGAAGGAGAAGUAUCUUUAUGUAAAUUUAAAUUACUUAACAAUGAGAGGAUCAAUCUUUACAGGAUAUUUUUGGUUGCCAGAAGGAUUGGAAGUAAUGGUUGAAGAAAAACUCAGAAAUGCUAUGCAAAAUAAUCGAGAUCAUUAUCCAACUGGUUAAAUUCAAGAAAUAAAACCAUAAUCAAUAACUCCUCCUACUUAUUUCAAUUUGAAUGAAGUUACUAUGCCUUUCUAAGAAAUCGUUAAUACUUAUGGCGUACCUCGAUAUUAGGAAGUCAACCCUGGUUUAUUCACCAUAAUAACGUUUCCAUUCUUAUUUGGAGUAAUGUUUGCAGAUAUAGCUCAUGGUUUUAUGCUAUUUCUGUGUGGAAUUUAUUUAAUAUUUUGGAAAAAGUAACUCCUUAAAUAAACAGAUUCAAUGUUCAAUUUGAUGAUACCAUUCAGAUAUCUAGUAGUAUUGAUGGGAUUCUUUGCACUUUAUAAUGGAAUCAUUUAUAAUGAUUACCUAUCGAUAUCUUUGAAUCUUUUUGGCAGCUGUUAUACACCAGAAAAUGGAGAAUGGAAAAGAGAAUCAAAAGAUUGCGUUUAUCCAUUUGGUGUUGAUCCAGUUUGGUAAGCUUCUGGUUCAAGUUUGAAUUUCAUGAAUUCAUAUAAAAUGAAACUAUCUGUCAUUUUAGGUGUGAUUCAUAUGUUAUUUGGUAUUCUAAUGAAAGGAGUCAAUACCUUGUAUUUUAAAAACUAUGUAGACUUUUUUUGUGAAUUUAUUCCUCAAUUGUUAUUCAUGAUUUGUACCUUUGGAUGGAUGGACUUAAUUAUAAUAGUCAAAUGGUUGAACUCAUAUGAAAAUAAUACUGAUCCAAGCAUUAUUGAAACUAUGAUUAACCAAGUCUUGAAACCAUUUGACAAGCCUGUUAAUCCUGUUUUUCCAAACAAUCCUGAGUUUCAGUUACAAAUAACACAAAUUCUAACAUUGAUUGCUGUUGUCUGUAUACCUUGGAUGCUUCUUCCUAAACCAUUGAUUUUGGGUGGUAAGAGUGAUAAGAACAAAGUGUCUAUGUCUGAUUCUCAAUAUUAGCCUUUGGUAUUAGAAAAACAAGUUUCAGAUAUCGAUGAUGAUAACAAUUCACAAUUUCAUAAUGACUUACAAAAUGCAGCUAAUCAUAAAAGUUUUACUGAGCAAAAUCACGAAUAACAUGAUUCGGGCGAGAUUUGGGUUCAUUAAAUGAUUGAAACAAUUGAAUUUGUUUUGGGAGGAAUCAGCAAUACGGCAUCAUAUCUUCGUCUUUGGGCUUUAUCAUUAGCACAUGGUUAAUUGGCGGAGGUGUUCUAUGAUAUGUGUUUGGCUGGCAAAUUAGAUACAGGAGGCAUCAUAGGUGGGUUUUUGGGAGGGUACUUUUAUAUCAUCUUUGCUUUGCUUACUUUUGGAGUGUUAAUGACAAUGGAUGUUAUGGAAUGCUUUUUGCAUGCUCUUCGUUUGCAUUGGGUUGAAUUUCAGAACAAGUUUUAUAAAGCUGAUGGACAUUUGUUUAAUGGGUAUUCUUACAAAAAAUUAUUGAAUGACAACCUGAAAUCAUCGAAUUCAAAAUGA
Molecule: messenger RNA, 2553 nt
Organism: Paramecium tetraurelia
Lineage: Eukaryota; Ciliophora; Oligohymenophorea; Peniculida; Parameciidae
Exons: 5
Biological process (GO): vacuolar acidification; proton transmembrane transport
Cellular component (GO): vacuolar proton-transporting V-type ATPase, V0 domain; vacuolar proton-transporting V-type ATPase complex
Molecular function (GO): proton-transporting ATPase activity, rotational mechanism; ATPase binding
Source: RefSeq, a predicted model, not a curated record